Messenger RNA from Ictidomys tridecemlineatus (thirteen-lined ground squirrel), 1167 nucleotides. NCBI's taxonomy places the organism in Eukaryota, Metazoa, Chordata, Mammalia, Rodentia, Sciuridae. The record is from RefSeq and is a predicted model, not a curated record.
AUGAGCAUCCAGUCUCCACCCACGCUGCUGGAACUGGCAGGGCGCAGCCUGCUGAACGACAAGUCCAGGGCCAUCCUGGAUCUGGAGGACAUGCCCAUAGAGCUCUUCCCACAACUCUUUGUGGAGACCUUCAGCAGGGGACACACUGAGGUCCUGAAGAAAAUGGUGCAGGCCUGGCCCUUCACCUGCCUGCCCCUGGGGGCCCUGAUGAGGAAGCCACAGCACCUGGAUGAAUUCCAGGCCAACUUGUUCCUGUGGGUCACACGGAGGAGGGACAUGGUACACCUGUGUUGCAAGAGGCUGAAGAUCUUUGGGAAACCCACCCGCCACACUAGGAAGGUCCUGAGACUGCUGCAGCUGGACUGUGUCCAGAAGGUGGAAGUGCACUGCACCUGGGCAACCUCAACCUUGGCUGCAUGUGCUUCUUUCUUGGGCCAGAUGAGGAACCUGAGGAAGCUGCUUGUCUCCCAGGUCCGCGUGCCUGCCCACAUCUCCCCAGAGGAGCAGGAGCGGCUGCUUGCCCAGCUCACCUCGCAGUUCCUCAGGUUGGACUGCCUGCAGACGUCCUGUGUGGAUGCUGUCCUCCUCCUCAAGGGACACCUGGAGCAGGUGCUGGGGCACCUGAAGACCCCCCUGAAGACUCUCUCAAUAACCAACUGCCGGCUGUCAGAUUCUGACUGGAAUUAUCCUUCCCGAUUUCCAAAUACCAGAAAGCUCAGACACGUGGAACUGAGGCACAUCAAACUGACCAGUUUCAGUCCAGAGCCCCUCAAAAUUCUGCUGGAGACUGUUGUAGCCACCCUGAAGAGCCUGGAGUUGGAAUCUUGCAGGAUCACUGACUCCCAGCUCAAGGCCCUGCUGCCUGUCCUGAGCCGCUGCUCCCAGCUCAGGGUUUUGAACUUCCAUGGGAACCACAUCUCCAUGUCAGCCUUAAGGGACCUGCUGCUUCACACUGCCAUGCUGAGCCAGUUGAGCAGAGAGCUAUACCCUGCCCCUCUGGAGAGCUAUGAUGCCCAUGGUGACAUCCACCCUGGGAGAUGUUCCCAACUCUGUGCCGAGCUCACAGCAAUAGUGAGGGACUUUAGGCAGCCAAAGGUCCUUGUGUUCUGUGCUGUCCCAUGUACUCAAUGUGGCAGCAUGUUCCUCUACAACAAGGGCCUCUUUUAG